CACUGCACACUUUUGGCUGAGGAACCUGCAGAGCCUGUCUGAGCCUGCCAGCAACAGCAGGUUUACUGGAGACAGACCUGUACUGUGUAAUGGCUCUGUUGACCCUGCACAGGAUCCCAUCCCUGGCCACCGCUCAAAUGAUUUAACUUUAUGUCAAAGGCUUGGCUUUUCUCCUGGACUUUAUCAUUGCCAACUAAACCAUAGAUGACCUGACUGUAGGUCCAAGUCUCAUUUUCUUUGCAUAUUUUGUCACAGGAUCUAAUCACUCUACUAUCUUAACUUGUGUUCUCUCCUUUUUUUUUUUUCUUCUUCAAACCCUCAUCGUUCCUCUCCUGGCUCCUGCCCACUUCUCCUCUUUAAUUUCUGUUUUUUUCUUUCUUGACUCUGUCUGGACUUGUCAGUUGCGUAACAGGAUGAAAGCCUCCAAAGAAGAGGGAGACUUCAGAAAAGGGAGAGCUUUGCCCUUGUGAAGGGGGCGGUCCUUCUGCUGGAAGACGGCGAGGGGCUGGACCUUCAUGAUGAGACUUCUCCCACUGCGACUUCUCCCGUGAAACAGGGCAGUGGAGCGUCAGAUACACGGCACAGACACCUCCAUGCCAUGAUUGAACAGCUCAGACCAGAAGAUACCAUCAAGCUGGCGGUGCAGCUGGAGUCCGUCAGCCCCGUCAGAGUCAGGUAUCUGAUCGUGGUUUCCACCGUUGGCAGCAAACAGGAGAGCAUCCUGCUGGGCAUGGAUUUCCCCAACUCAGACAGUGAUCAGUGCACCAUCGGCCUGGUUCUGCCGGUAUGGAGCGACACGCAAGUGUAUCUCGAUGGAGAUGGUGGUUUUAGCGUGACCUCUGCCGAAGAGACCAGAAUUUUUAAGCCUGUUUCCAUGCAGACCAUGUGGUCAGUGCUGCAAGUGUUGCACGGCUGCUGCGAGCGGGCGGUGAAGGCAGCGGUGAUCCCAGGCUGUGGCUUGGAGUGGGCCCAGCACUACAACAAGCACAUCGAGUCAGAUCGCUUCUGCCUCAAUGAGUGGGAGGCCAUGAACGACCUGGAGUCCGUCCGCAAGGACGUUAACGGGCAGAGCUCGGCAGACAGAGUCUCCAACGAGAGUCUGAUCAAAGAGCACCUGAGAGACAUCAUGAGAACCGAAGACCUGGACAACCUCACAUCUAAAAUGGUGCACUCUGCCCUGGAGACGAGGAUAGGCUUCGACAUGAGACCCUACAAGGAGUACAUUGACAAUGAGAUCCUGGUCACCAUGGCUCAGAUGGACAAACCCUCUAAAAUAUUUGACUAUCUUUAUCUGGGCUCUGAGUGGAACGCAGCGAACUUUGAGGAGCUGCAGAAAAACAAUAUCGGCUACAUUCUGAAUGUGACGAGAGAGAUUGACAACUUUUUCCCAGAGUCUUUCACUUACAUGAACAUCAGAGUGUACGAUGUCGAAGCAACCGACCUGCUCCCCCACUGGACAGACACAUACACCUUCAUCGACCAAGCAAGGAAGAGUGGACAGGCGGUGUUGGUGCACUGCAAGAUGGGCGUUUCUCGCUCUGCAUCCACAGUGAUUGCCUACGGCAUGAAGCAGCAGCGCUGGCCACUGGAUGUGGCGUUAGCCUACGUCAGGGAUCGCCGGUCCAUCAUCAAGCCCAACGAGGGCUUCAUGAAGCAGCUCCAGACCUACAACGGCAUCCUCAAUGCAAGCCAGCAGCGUCACAGCACACUCUGGAGGCGAAAGUCGAGAGACCAAAGACAGAAGUCAGUACGCAAGGAGGAGCGAAGAGAGGAGGGAAAGCCAGAGGAGGAUGAGGAGGAGGAUGAUGAUGAGGAGGAGGAUGAGGAUGAGGAUGAGGGACUUGAUGAAGAGGAGGACGUAGAGAGUCCAGAUGAAAAAGAUUCUGGCAGCCCGGAUGAAAAAGAUGAAUCGGAGGAAGACACAGAGGUAUUUGAAGAACCCACCCCCACGUCUGACACCAACCAGGAACCUGGGCAGACAGGACCACCAAGUGUCAAUCCCAUAAUCACUGUAAAUGAACCAGAAAAGGUUGCUCCAAGUGUUAAUCGCAGCGGCAGGAUGAACCUCUUCUCCCUCAUGCAGUCCAUUAGCGAACUGGAUGACGAGGAUAAGGGAUGUGAACAGCUUCCUGGCAGUCCGAGGCAGUCUCCAGGACAGAGGAAGCGAAGCCACAUGCGCCGAGGUCUGACUCACCAGAGAGCAUGUGUGGACGUUUCACCUGAACCGCGCAACCUGCUGGACGCAGGUCAAAGUAAACCCUAAAGUAACGAAAGACAUGGGAGAGCAGGAAGGGAGAGGGUAUUAUAAAGGAGGCAGAGAGGAGGAAAAGCAUGGUGGGGGAAAAGUCUGGACUAUGAAAGUUGAAAUUUUUUCUGGUAACAUGCCAUGGUUUUUAUACUCUGCUGUGCUCUGGCUCAGUUACAUAUUUUAGAUUAUUUUGGUGUUGAAAGUUUUAAUUUAUGUUUUGAAGGUCAUUUUCAUUGUACUUUCUUUGCAUUUCUCUGUUCAUAAUUAUUACUGGUAACUAAUUAUAAAAGGAUCCUGCUUCAGCAUUGCUAUACCAGUAAAAGCCAGGAUUCUGAUUGAUACAUUGUUGUAUUAUGACGGUUUAUACAGUGUUUUUAGAACAUAUCCUACCACAUAGACAUAGAAGUCUCUCCUUCCAUGUAGCGUCCUCUUACUCAAGCUCCCUUUUUACCAUUUCCCUUCUUAAGCUCUCACUCUAGAGAUUAUAUGCUAUGCAAUUACUGUUCUCUGUAAAUAUGAGGCUGUAUGCUGCCAAUCCAAGGUAAACAGUUUGAAAUGAUUUUCAUAUUCUCAUCAGAAGUUUUUUUUUCUUUUUUAACAAGCGUACAUUGCUCACAGAUGGGAGGAUUGUACUGUCUAAGCUGUGCAUUAUGGACCAAGUUAGGGCCAGUUUUGUGGCACAAGCCUGUUUGCCAAACUAUGUAUUCCAAUGUGCCAAUUAAUAUAUAUUUAAUUGAAAAUCUUUAUCAUGUCAGUAUAUUAAAAACGUCUCCCAUUUUAUUUUUGUUCAUUCUAUGUAAACACCAGGGCUAUAUGAGUGCCUUCAACCUGAGAAUGAAAUACGACUCUAUGACUGGUGUUUUUAAUGUUUUUACUAAGAGGUGGUGGCCAAAUAUUGUAUGUGUCUUGUACUGUUUCUCACUUGGUUUGAUUGCAGUAUAAAUUUGACUUCCUAAGGUUUUGCAUGUAUGCAUAAUGCAGAUAUAUAUACAGUAUGUAUGUAUCGACACAAAAUUGCUGAUGAACUGGGUGCAUGUUAUGUGUUUUUAUAUCAGCCUGUGAGAGCAAAUUGUUCAGGGUUUUCUCAUGUAUUUAUAUGGACAUUUAAUGGAUAAAUUAUUCAAUACAUUCUUUUCAGAUUGAUGAUCACUAGAUGCUGAUGUGGAGCAUUCUUAUUUCAUGCUGGUGUUAUCCAAUGAACCCUAGUUACAGCUCACUUUACAUUUAAUCUGCAUGUUCACCGUAAAUGAAAAAAAAAAAAAAAGAAACCAUGCACUUUAUAAUCCCACAACACACUGUUCCCACUGCCUGAGCCAAUGUCACGCUGUACUAUGAUCAAAAUGGUCAGACUUUUUUUUUUUUUUUUUUUUUAAAUCUGAAGUCAACAUUUCUAUGCCUUCUUGUGUUAAGCUCUCCACUGUCUGCACCUCACUCUUGUUUACAACAAGCACUAUGAGUGAAAAAUAAAUGAUUAUCCUCAAACCAA
Messenger RNA from Seriola aureovittata, 3734 nucleotides. Its product is annotated as protein phosphatase Slingshot homolog 3. Bases 599 to 2263 code for a protein of 554 amino acids. Gene Ontology annotation, molecular function: actin binding; protein tyrosine/serine/threonine phosphatase activity. Lineage: Eukaryota; Metazoa; Chordata; Actinopteri; Carangiformes; Carangidae. Gene Ontology annotation, cellular component: cytoplasm. The record is from RefSeq and is a predicted model, not a curated record. The transcript is spliced from 17 exons. Gene Ontology annotation, biological process: protein dephosphorylation; actin cytoskeleton organization; negative regulation of actin filament polymerization.